CGUUGUGUGCACGAUAGUCACGUGGUAUCCUAACAACUUCAGGAAAGCGGUCGUCUGCACCAGCAAUUCUUCAAUGAGUCAAGACAGUGAGGUCAGUCUACCAUUGUCACGCCCUUAUAUCACCAACGCUCCAGGAAAAACCGUUUACGUCUACGCUGUGAUAUUACGUGAUCAUGUCCUCCACUUUGAUAUUCAUCUGUUUACGACUCCAGAAGGAGACGACAGCGGAAUCGCCCUUCACAUCAGCGUUCAAUCUGCUGAAAACGCUGUCUUUUUUAAUUCUAAAAUCGACGGUGUGUGGGGUGAACAGCUGAAGGCAGAUACAUUUCCAUUCCAAACGGAAGAAAAGUUUUUGCUCACCAUAGCAACCACAGAAGAAACUUAUGAGAUCAAAGUGAACGAGACACAUCUUUAUUCCUUCAAGCACAGAGUGCCGACACAAGAGGUGAAACGCUUUGGCAUCAGUCAGCAAUCAGGAGAUGAAGGCUCAUCUGUUAAGAUUACUCAAGUGCUAGUAACAGGUUCGUGGACUCUUUCCGAAUUAAAUGGUGAGGUAAUCGUAAUGGAAAGCAGAGUUUCAACUGUUUCCAAGAAAUAUUUAAUGGUCAAAGGUGAUCAAACAACUGUUGACACUACGGCUAGCAAAAGUCAAAAGAAAGCUAGAUUUACGAUUACUGGUAAACAAAACCCGUACAGCUUAAGAAACAAUCAAUUCACUGACAGGUUUUUGACAAUCAAAGAGAAUCGACUUUACGCAUAUGCUGAUAGCGACUAUGCUAAGUUCCAAGUCACAGAAGUCAAUGAAGGAUACUACAGUUUUGAGUCUAACGAAACUAACGGCUUCUAUAUUGGAGUUAGCCAAUCUGGAGAUAUUGUAACACCAAACCACGUUACGGGCGAAGAGUCUAAUUUCUACAACGCUUACAAUAACGACGAGACAUCUGGUUAUCGUCUCUGCACAAUCAUGUAGAGAACUGCAAAGGACAUCGGUUGACAUCUAGUUUGGAGCGCGCGCGUGCGCAUGUGUGUGUUUGUGCGCGUGCGCGUGCAUGCGUGUGUUUGUGUGUAAAAUGGUUUGCGAUAUUUUAUGUUGUGCUGUUCAGACGUCUAUGUAUAGUUUGAUGCUCAGACUAGUUUUGUGUGCGCUUUCUUCGUAGUUGUAGAAAUUAGUAAAUCUAACAUCUGAAUGUUAAAA
Messenger RNA from Corticium candelabrum, 1195 nucleotides. RefSeq lists its product as uncharacterized. The transcript has 5 exons. The record is from RefSeq and is a predicted model, not a curated record. Bases 74 to 970 code for a protein of 298 amino acids. Gene Ontology annotation, molecular function: galactoside binding; carbohydrate binding. Lineage: Eukaryota; Metazoa; Porifera; Homoscleromorpha; Homosclerophorida; Plakinidae.